Molecule: messenger RNA, 938 nt
Organism: Urocitellus parryii (Arctic ground squirrel)
Lineage: Eukaryota; Metazoa; Chordata; Mammalia; Rodentia; Sciuridae
Gene: Ankrd37
Product: ankyrin repeat domain 37
Cellular component (GO): cytoplasm
Molecular function (GO): protein binding
Source: RefSeq, a predicted model, not a curated record
UUGUAGGGUUCCGGGUCGCACGUGUUAAUGUUUGUGUACGUGCAGCGGCAGCAGCAGGCCUGGUAAAGUUCCCGCAGCUGAGGGUUAGGCUGCUGGGGCGCGGGAGCAAAGGACCCGCCCGCUAGCCCCGGCAGUCUUUAAAUUCUCGCGCACUUGGGCUGCCCUGUGCACUCACCUGCUAGUCUGCAGCGAGUGUCCCACCUCUCUACGCUUCCGAGAGAGACUCUUGUCCACUGCUYUAGACGGGAGAUGUUGUUGCUUGAUUGCGAUCUGGAGGUGGAUAGCCUGAAGUAUUUGCUGGAGGCGGGGGCUUCUGUCAAUGCACCCCCGGAUCCUUGGGAGCAGUCGCCUGUCCACUUGGCCGCAGGUGGCGGCCUUGUUUACUUUCUUCUCUGGCAGCUGCAAACAGGUGCUGAUCUCAACCAACAGGAUGUUUUGGGAGAAGCUCCACUCCACAAGGCAGCGAAAGUUGGAAGCCUGGAAUGCCUUAGCCUGCUUGUAGCCAGUGAUGCCCAAAUUGAUUUAUGUAAUAAGAAUGGGCAAACAGCUGAAGAUCUUGCUUGGUCAUGUGGAUUUCCGGAAUGUGCUAAGUUUCUUACAACAAUUAAAUGUAUGCAGACAAUAAAAUCAAAUGAACAAUCUGACGGGGAUCACUGUGUUCCAAAGUUCAGACAGAAACGAAGUUUUGGAAGUACAGAAAAUACAAAUGGGAAAAGGAGGUGCUGAUGUCAUGUUGGUUAUGAAGCCACAUGAAGAAGGGAUUCAUCCAUGCAGAUGUACAAGUGAUGGCUUUUGGCAUACUGUAUGUGUCUAAACUYCUGAGAAGGAGGAAAACUUUCUUCCAAGUGAAGAGAAUAUUUAAGAAUACAUGUAUUUACAUGCCUGUAAUAUUUUGGUUGUGCAUGUUGUCUUUUUAUGUUAUUAAAGGAAUGUCUAAA